UGAACCACGUUAAAAUUUCACCUGCGUCUCUAUAUAGUUCGGGAGAAACACGAGAGUUGACAUUGAAAUUCUUUGAAACACUGACAUUUUUGCUGAAGAUUUUGGCGACAGAACAUUUUUUUGUGGAAAAUUCUUAUCAUAAGUUUUCUGCGAAUUCAAACGACAUAUUACUUCGGAUGUCAAGAAUUGCUGAAUUCUGUUGUACACACGUUUUCCACAAAGCGGGACGCUAUGUCUCCCUGAUGUGAUCUUUUCUAGUGAAGCAGAAAAUCUUCUGCACUCCUUUAAAAAAAAAACUUCCAGUACUUUAACAAGUUUGGGGGAAAUAGAUUAAAAUGCAAACGAAAACAUAAAUAAUUUUGUAUCCUGUAGUCUUGUAUGUACAAACUUAUUAGUUGUCUUAAUGGAGCUACAGGAAUCACCAUCUUUUCAUUUAAGAGUACAGAUCUUCUGCAAGGAGAGAUUUUAAAAUGAGGAUGAGCUGUAUUUAAGAAAUAUACAGGAUGUUGUUCCUUGACCAUGGACUGGUGUCUACUCUGCUCUCAAUAUUGUCGCUUUCAUGCGUAUUUUGCCUGUGUGGGGGGAAAAAGCAAGUUGAUUUUGAUUUACACAACCAUCUGCUGAAUCUCACGCGAUACAAUCCUGCCAUCAUCCCUACUUGCGGCAAAGAUGACAACGUGACAGUGAAAAUAGGAGUGGCUUUACGAGACAUAGUGGAGGUUGUUGAAAAGCAACAAAUAAUUCGGGUCAAAGUGUGGGUCCGUCUAAGAUGGAAAGACUGCAUGUUGCAAUGGGACCCGCUACUGUUUCAAAACAAGACCGAGUUGGUUGUUCCAUACUCCGAAAUAUGGAUACCUGAUAUAACCCUGUACGAAGGAAUUAGCGACGAGGAGAAUAUGCCGGGCAUGAGGGAUUACCGCGCUAGCAUCUCCUCCACCGGAAAUGUUAUGUAUAAUUUCCCAACAAUCUUGACAAUCACCUGUAGAAUAACUGUGACAUAUUUCCCGUUUGAUCACCAAGUAUGUAAAUUGAAGUUAGGUUCCUGGAUAUACAGUGGCAAAUACAUCGAUCUGGAAAACCUUUGGGAGAAAGUGGACGUUUCUAAUUUUCUAACACAUAAUGAAUGGGAUGUAGUGGAUACACUUGCAAAGAAAAACAACAUUUUCUACAUUUGUUGUCCCGAUCCCUAUCCUGAUAUCACCUUCCAUAUUCAUUUGAAAAGAAAGCCUAUUUUCUACACAAUUACAAUUAUUUUCCCGGGCUUUUUGAUUAACAUUUUAACCUUCAUGGGUUUUGUUUUGCCACCUUUUUCGGAAGAAAAGAUUACUUUGCAUAUAACGGUCCUGCUCUCCACAACAGUCUUUCUGUUACUUGUGCAAGACAAACUGCCGUCUUCUUCCGAAGGCUUCCCGUUCCUUGCCGCAUACUUUGCGGUAUCCAUGGGACUUGUGUGCAUUUCGUGCGUGUUUUCCGCCAUCGUCAUGUAUUUAUACUACCGAAUACCGGAAGAGCACCAUAUUCCUUGGCUGGUCCGUUAUAUCUUUCUGGACAAGCUGCGAGAGAUUCUCUGUGUCAAAGGAGAGAAGGCCCUAAAUGACGAGAGCGUUGUUCAGAUAACGGAUAUCCGUUCUGUUAAAACAGGAGAAAGUCUGUCACAAACUAAAUGUGUAGAGAUUCACAGCGGAAGUGAAUAUAGAAUAGAGCCUGGGCACUCAUUAUCAAUGGAGGGUGAAAUUCCAGAAUAUGCCGAGGACUCGAAUCAUCGACAUCAGUCUUGUGGUAACGAGAGGCACAUUACUAAUGAGUGGAAACUGUUUUCGAAUGUCUUGGACAGGUUUUUCAUGUCGGUCUACCUGUGUCUUACGAUAGCCAACAACGUCGUCUUCUUCUCAAUAAUAAACAAUUAUGAUGGAAAAGAUAUUCCUUUGAUAAACAAUACAGUGUUCUUCAACAUGAGACUUGUGCCUCUUCUGUUUUUAAUUUUUCAACUUUCUGCCGUAUUUUCUCCAUCUGAAGGAAAAAAGCAAAACCAAUUUGACUUAAAUGAUCAUCUGCUGGAUCAUUCUCGAUACAACCCCGACAUCAUCCCAAUUUGCAGUCAAUAUGACCGUGUGACAGUGAAAAUAGGAAUGGCUUUACGAGACAUUGUUGAAGUGAACGAAAAACUACAAAUGGUUCGCGUUAAAGUAUGGGUACGUCUUAAAUGGAAGGAUUGUAUGUUGCAAUGGGACCCGCUACUGUUUAAAAAUCAGACCGAGUUGGUCGUUCCAUACUCCAAAAUCUGGAUACCGGAUAUAACCCUGUACGAAGGGGUUAGCGACGAGGAGAAUAUGCCUGGUAUGAGAGAUUACCGCGCUAGCAUCUCCUCCACCGGAAAUGUCAUGUAUAUUUUCCCAAGUAUUUUAACCAUCACUUGCAGAAUUUCUGUAACUUAUUUUCCGUUCGAUCACCAGGUGUGUAAAUUGAAGUUUGGUUCCUGGAUAUACAGUGGCAAAUACAUCGAUCUGGAAAAGCUUUCGCACAAAGUGGACACAACCAAUUUCCUAACACAUAACGAGUGGGACGUAGUGGAUACAGCAGGAGUCAGACAUAACAUCUUUUACAGUUGUUGUCCUGACCCUUACCCUGAUAUUAGUUUCCAUGUUCACCUGAAAAGAAAACCGAUAUUUUACGUUAUAACUAUUAUUUUCCCUUGUUCCUUGAUAAACGUGUUAACCUUCAUGGGUUUCGUUUUGCCGCCGUUUUCUGGAGAGAAAAUUUCCCUGCAAAUAACGGUCCUGCUCUCCACAACAGUCUUUCUGUUGCUUGUGCAAGACAAACUGCCGUCUUCUUCCGAAGGCUUCCCGUUCCUCGCUGUGUACUUUGCCGUAUCCAUGGGACUCGUGUGCAUUUCGUGCGUGUUUUCCGCCAUCGUCAUGUUUCUGUAUUUCCGUUUACCGGAGGAGCACAAGAUUCCUUGGCUGCUCCGCUACAUAUUCUUGGACAAGCUGCGGGUGAUUCUUUGUGUCAAAGGAGGAGAAAUUUUAAAUGACGAGAAAGUUGUUCAGAUUACGGAUAUUCGUUCUCUGGAAAAUGGACAAAGCCUCCCUCAACAUAAAUGUGUGGAGAUUCACAGAGGAAGGAAAUCUCGGAAAGAUUCUAGCUUAACGUCUUCGAAGAAUGGCGAAAUUCCAGAAUAUGAUGAAAAAUCGAAAAAACAGCAACAGUCGGAAGUUAACAAGAGUCAUAUAACUGAUGAGUGGGAGUUGUUCGCGAAUAUCUUGGACAGGUUUUUUAUGUUGAUUUACUUGUGUCUAACGAUUGCCAACAGUGUUGUCUUCUUCUUGAUUAUGGACAAUUAUAACGGUCAGGACCUCCCUUUUUGAGUGAAAUUAGACACUUCAGAAAACUGUUCAUCUCGUGGAGAUUUUUAUAAUGUUCAAAUAAAUAUCGUUUUAUGUUGUUAUUUUCCAGAGAGUGUAUGCAUAUUUUUUUUUUAUCUUGAAAUGGAUUUUAUGAAACAGUU
Magallana angulata is the source of this 3505-nucleotide messenger RNA. RefSeq lists its product as uncharacterized. Gene Ontology annotation, molecular function: neurotransmitter receptor activity; transmembrane signaling receptor activity; extracellular ligand-gated monoatomic ion channel activity. Gene Ontology annotation, biological process: regulation of membrane potential; monoatomic ion transmembrane transport; signal transduction. Lineage: Eukaryota; Metazoa; Mollusca; Bivalvia; Ostreida; Ostreidae. The record is from RefSeq and is a predicted model, not a curated record. Bases 504 to 3365 code for a protein of 953 amino acids. Gene Ontology annotation, cellular component: neuron projection; membrane; synapse. The transcript is spliced from 4 exons.